This is a messenger RNA of Mauremys mutica (yellowpond turtle), 1588 nucleotides long. RefSeq names its product solute carrier family 35 member F2 (gene SLC35F2). The record is from RefSeq and is a predicted model, not a curated record. Lineage: Eukaryota; Metazoa; Chordata; Testudines; Geoemydidae. Gene Ontology annotation, biological process: transmembrane transport. Gene Ontology annotation, molecular function: transmembrane transporter activity. The coding region runs from base 319 to 1521 and encodes 400 amino acids. The transcript has 9 exons. Gene Ontology annotation, cellular component: membrane.
GAGGGAAUGAGUGACUAGCUGGCAGCUCCCCCGAUCAGCCAGGAGAGCAGAGCAGAGGUCUCUCCCCUUCCUGGAGCAGGUUACAGCCCCGGAGAGAGAUGGCAGCGUGCGAUCUUGACUGGAUUGUUUGGGUCUUGUCUGCUGACUGUUAAUGAUUUGCUGCGGAAGCCACCCGCACAGGAGAAAGAUUUUGCCGAGCAGCUGAGCCAGCAAAGAAGCCGCGCGCUAGCAGCGCCCUCCCACCUCCUUCCUCCCAGUCUGCGCUCGCCUCCCACCCAGCUCUCUAGACAGCAGCUGCUCGGCGGCGUCUGGCUCCGAAUGGAAGUGGCUGGUCCGGAGGAUGCCCCCUGCCCGCGGGCACCGUCGGAAACAGCAGCAGCUGCCGCGGCUGCAGCAGCGCCUCCGAGAUCGUUCCCCAGCCUCUUGCUCGGGAUCAAAGACAAACUCUGCACAUGUCAUAUUUUGAAAACACUUGCGUUGGGUCAGGUGCUUUCCUUGUUUAUCUGUGGGACUGCUGUUGCAAGCCAGUAUUUAGCAGAACAGUACAAAGUGAACACUCCAAUGCUACAAAGUUUUAUCAACUAUUGUUUGCUUCUUCUAGUUUAUACAACAAUGUUGGCAUUUAGAAGAGGCAGUGACAGCCUUUUGCAAAUUCUGAAAAGGAAGUGGUGGAAGUAUAUUCUGUUGGCACUAGUGGAUGUUGAAGCUAAUUACACAAUUGUAAAGGCUUACCAGUACACAACCCUAACGAGUGUUCAGCUUCUGGACUGCUUUGGGAUCCCUGUGUUGAUGGCUCUAUCAUGGUUCAUUCUGCGUGCAAGAUACAGACUCAUCCAUUUCAUAGCUGUUGCCGUCUGCCUGUUGGGUGUGGGAACUAUGGUUGGUGCAGACAUAUUAGCUGGGAGGCAGAACAGUGAAGGAAGUGACGUGGUGGUUGGCGAUGUCUUAGUUCUUCUGGGUGCUUCUUUGUAUGCCAUUUCUAAUGUGAGUGAGGAAUACAUUGUGAAAAAUCUGAGCAGAGUGGAGUUUCUAGGAAUGGUGGGCUUGUUUGGGACUAUUAUCAGCGGUCUACAGCUAGCCAUUGUGGAACACACGGACAUAGCUCAAAUUCAGUGGAACUGGAAAAUUGUGUUACUAUUCGUGGGUUUUGCCCUCUGUAUGUUUGGGUUGUAUAGCUUCAUGCCAGUAGUGAUUAAAGUUACUAGCGCUACUUCUGUCAACUUGGGCAUUCUGACAGCUGAUCUCUACAGUCUUUUUUUUGGACUGUUCCUGUUUGGCUAUCAGUUUUCAGGUCUCUAUCUCCUGUCCUUUGGUGUCAUUAUGGUGGGCUUCAUUUUGUACUGUUCUACUCCAACUCGAACUGCAGAAGAAGCCACAACCAGUCUGCCACAACCAGCCAGCAUUGGGUUUGAUAACCUUGGACUAAAAAUUGAGGAGAACCACCAGGAAACUCCGGCUGCUACCGUACAGCUUACUAAAGAAGAAAAUGUGCGGGUGAACACGGGUACAUCUACCAAGUGAUGUAGGACUCAUUCCUUCACUGGAGCCACGUGUAAAAUUGGCAGUCCACGUUUUUUUAAAUUUUUUU